CGGCUUACAAAGGGAGUUGACCCAGGGUCGGUUGUGCACGGGGCACACUGGAGGAACUGGCUCUCCUCUGGGGAAACCGGAAGCUGUGCAGAGUGGAGAAGCAGAGUUCAGUAAACCUUCCGGUAGAGAUUCACAGCCUCAUCUCCGCUGCAGAAUGACCGGUGGUGAAGAACCUCACCAAGAGAAGAAAGAUUCCAGCUGGGACUGUCAUCUUGAGGUGAACGGGCAAGCCCAGGCAGGAGAGAGGAGGUACAAAUGUGGGAAAUGUGAUAACUCCUUCUGCCGGCUAUCGGGCCUUCAAGCCCAUCAGGUAAGGCACACUGGAGAGAAACCUUAUAAAUGUGAGGAGUGUGGGAAGGGCUUUACUCGGGUCUCAACGCUUCUGGACCACCAGAAAGACCACACCGGAAACAAGCCCUAUCAGUGCGAUGCUUGUUGGAAGAGUUUCUGUCACAGCUCAGAAUUUAACAAUCACGUAAGAGUCCACACGGGAGAGAAACCCUACAUAUGUGAGGAGUGUGGCAAGGGCUUCAGCCAGGCCUCUCAUCUUCUGGCCCAUCAGAGGGGCCACACUGGUGAGAAACCCUACAAAUGUAACACGUGCGGGAAGGGAUUCAGCCGGAGUUCAGAUCUGAACGUUCACUGUAGAAUCCACACAGGAGAGAAACCCUAUAAAUGUGAGAAGUGUGGGAAAUCCUUCAGUCGAGUCUCGAUUCUCCAAGUGCAUCAGAGAGUCCACAGCGAGGAGAAACCGUAUCAGUGUGCAGAGUGUGGGAAGGGCUUCAUUGUAGAGUCACACCUACAAGCCCACCAGAGGUCCCACACUGGAGAAAGACCCUAUCAAUGUGAGGAGUGUGGCAAAGGUUUCUGUCGGGCCUCCAAUUUUCUAGCUCAUCGUGGAGUCCACACGGGAGAAAAACCAUACCAAUGUGAAGUGUGUGGAAAACGUUUCCGGCAGAGGUCCUACCUCCAAGACCACCACAGGGUCCACACUGGAGAGAAACCGUACAAGUGUGAGGAGUGUGGGAAAGUCUUCAGCUGGAGCUCAUACCUCAAAGCCCACCAGAGGGUCCACACUGGAGAGAAACCGUACAAGUGUGGGGUUUGUGGGAAAGGGUUCAGCUGGAGCUCCAGUCUCCUGAUUCACCAGCGAGCCCAUGGUGAUGAUAAGGGCCACAGGGAUUUCCCUGCACCAGAGGACUCAGCCGGGAAACAAACUCUAUAAGGCUUUCUACUCUGAUAUUUCAGAAGGAAGCCGAAAUGUUCCAGUUCUUAGAGGCGUCAUGGGAGACAAAGGAGUUGGAUCAUUAAGAGGGUCAGUAUUUUAACAAUGAUUGGAGCCAUGCAGACUUCAUUCAGAACUUUGACCUUUAAUGGCUGAGACAGUAACCUCAGGAAAGUUGAGUGUGAUCUGGAGGUAUCUAAACAUCCUAGGACUGAAAGGACCAGAUCAGGUCUUUUUGACGGGAGCAGAGUUUCUUAAGCUGCUGGUUACAACCUCGUGGGGCUGCAUAACCGCAUGUGGUGGUCACAAGGUAUUUACAAACACUGCAAGCUUUCUACAUAUCCAGUGACCCACAACUCCAAAUUGCACAGGUCAUAAAUCUGGGGUUUCUGGCAGCUCCAACCCGAGCCUUGACUGUGUGACUUUCCUGUAGCCUUUCUCACAUCUCCCUGUCAUCACACACAGUGCCCACAGUCGCUGCUUGAGUCCCUCUGCUUAGGGCCGACAUUGUCUGUUAUGAAAUGCAGUGCUUUCUACUGUGCGCAGUUUCUGCUCUUACAGAAGCAUAAUAGUUUCCUUACAGUAUCUUCCUGUUCUCAUCCUUCAUACUCAGUAGCAAACCAGUUAGCUGCAGAUUGUGUUGUGUCCUGGCCAGUGUGUUUUUAAACAUCUGAGUAGCUCUUCUUAUAGAAAAGUGUUCCAUGACACUACUAUGCAAAUUUGCUUUCAUCGUUAAUAAAGUAUCACUUAUUGAAAUUGUUUUGAAAUACAUUUCUUCCUGAUUAACAGUAAACGUUUGAGGUGUAUACCUACAUUGUGUACCUAUAUUCCUGAGUAGUGCCUGAGACAUCAUAUGCCUUCAGUAACUCUAAAGUCAACUUUGAGAAGAGCAGUCAUUUGGAAUUUUUUAUUCAAUCUAUCUCUGACUAAAGUUUCUGUAAAAUUGUUCCUAGGAGGCUUGAAGGACAUUUAAGUUAUACACAUAGGCCAAUUUUCCCAACCCUGUGAAGCCUGUGGACAAAUGUCUAUCAAAUUGAAGGUCGUCAUGCAUGAGUGGCUUCAGAAAUCAGUGGGUUGUGGCCAGCUUUUUGUCAUGCUCACUCUUCAUUGAAGUAUAUUUGUAUGUAGUCACACAUGCACAGAUCUCAAUUUUAUUGCUUCCUGAAUUUUGACAAAUGUAUACGCUUCUGUGGUCAUCAGCAUCAGCUGUAAAUGAUGUUUCUAAUAAACAGAAAUGUGCCUUAUGGCCAGUUCCAGUCAGUCCCACCUUCAACGCCAAUGAGCGUUUUGGUUUCUGAACUGCAGAUGCGUUACGUCCAUUUUCCGGGCUCGUAUAGGUGCAGGAUGCUUUUGAACAUGGAGUCUGACCUCCCAGUUUAUCCAGGAAACAUUUGACAAAGUUCACCGUUCAUUCAACGGUGAGGUAAGAGGUAACUAUGGAAUCUCAAUGAAAUGACUUUAAUGGAAUCGUACACAGUAAGGCUGACUUUGUUGUAUCAUUGUCGAUUUGGCACAUGUUUGCUGCGGGGCAACUCCCAGUAUGGCAGUGAAGUUCAGCAUCCUCGCUGAAUUCUUCUCCCACUUCUGCCCUUGACAGCCACUGAUUCCCGUUCUGUAUCAUUUGCUUUUUCCAAAUCUCAUAAAUGGAACCCUAUCCUGUG
Messenger RNA from Onychomys torridus (southern grasshopper mouse), 2886 nucleotides. Its product is annotated as zinc finger protein 45-like. Gene Ontology annotation, molecular function: DNA-binding transcription activator activity, RNA polymerase II-specific; RNA polymerase II cis-regulatory region sequence-specific DNA binding. The record is from RefSeq and is a predicted model, not a curated record. Gene Ontology annotation, cellular component: nucleus. Gene Ontology annotation, biological process: regulation of transcription by RNA polymerase II. The transcript has a single exon. Lineage: Eukaryota; Metazoa; Chordata; Mammalia; Rodentia; Cricetidae. Bases 155 to 1225 code for a protein of 356 amino acids.